Messenger RNA from Coregonus clupeaformis (lake whitefish), 655 nucleotides. RefSeq names its product cytochrome c iso-1/iso-2-like. The record is from RefSeq and is a predicted model, not a curated record. Gene Ontology annotation, molecular function: heme binding; electron transfer activity. The transcript has 3 exons. NCBI's taxonomy places the organism in Eukaryota, Metazoa, Chordata, Actinopteri, Salmoniformes, Salmonidae. The coding region runs from base 141 to 455 and encodes 104 amino acids. Gene Ontology annotation, cellular component: mitochondrial intermembrane space. Gene Ontology annotation, biological process: mitochondrial electron transport, cytochrome c to oxygen; mitochondrial electron transport, ubiquinol to cytochrome c.
GGCACGGAAUAUGCACUCUGUCAAGUUUCUGACAAACUUUUUAAAGGUGGGGUAAUUUACCUGAGAAUCCGACAUACUUUCAUCUUUCAUCAGGCAGAGAGCAGAGUUCUCUUUCUGUCCAGGACAGAGAGCAAGGUGCGAUGGGGGAUACAGAUAAGGGGAAGAAGGCUUUUGUCCAGAAGUGUUCCCAGUGCCACACGGUGGACGAGGGGGGACGACACAAGGUGGGACCUAACCUCUGGGGCCUGUUUGGCCGGAAGACAGGACAGUCACCUGGAUACUCCUACACACAGGCCAACACCAACAAGGGUAUAGUCUGGGAGGAGAAGACGCUAAUGGUGUAUCUAGAGAACCCUAAGAAGUACAUCCCAGGUACCAAGAUGAUCUUUGCUGGUAUCAAGAAGAAGAAAGAGAGAGAGGACCUGAUAGCCUAUUUAAAGGAUGCCACUUCGUAGACAGACACAUGACAUGCACACACACACACACACACACACACAUUUCCUUCCUAUACAUGCACACCUCUCUAACACACAGCUGUCAUUCUCUACUAACUUACUCCCACUCCUGAUGCACAUGUUCUUCUGACACAAAUCCACACACCCAAGGACACACCUCAAUACACACACUACCAUACAUUACCAUACAUUACCACACA